Musa acuminata AAA Group (dessert banana) is the source of this 907-nucleotide messenger RNA. RefSeq lists its product as uncharacterized. Bases 230 to 607 code for a protein of 125 amino acids. The record is from RefSeq and is a predicted model, not a curated record. The transcript has 3 exons. Gene Ontology annotation, molecular function: protein binding. NCBI's taxonomy places the organism in Eukaryota, Viridiplantae, Streptophyta, Magnoliopsida, Zingiberales, Musaceae.
GGGCGAGAGAUUUCGGCCCCAAGAUCUGGUCUUGGCGAGCUCCGGCGGUGGAAUCAAUCGAUCGAUCGCAUUAGAACCGCUGUCUUCGGUGGUUGCUCGAGCUGAAACUGAGUCGCUCAUGGCGGUAAUUGCUUGCGGUAUGGUUUGGAAUCGCGCGGAGGGCGGAAUUUGAUUUCCUGGUGUUGUUUUGGGUUUGGGGUUGUACGGUUGUUUCAGGUGGAAGAGGGAGAUGAGUAAGGGCCGGAGUCCGGAGCCCUUAGAUUUCUUCAUCUGGACCAUCGAGGAUGUUGGAUUAUGGCUUGAAGAGAUAAAUCUUGGUAGCUACUGCCAGGUUUUCAAAGACACUGGGGUAAACGGGGAGUACUUAGAAAGUUUAUCCAUGUUUACAACAGAGCAAAUUCUGCGGUUUAUCAGGCGCUGCCACAUGAAGUGGGGUGACUUUAUUACUCUAUGCAAAGAGUUAAGGCGCAUAAAAGUUGCAUGCCUGAGAGGGGAACAAGAAGUUCGCAAGCCAUGGUGGGUGCCGCAAUGCCUGUCGGCAGUGUUUGUAAAGGUGGCAAAGCGCAAAAGACGAUCACGGGUUGUCUCCCUGAAGGUAGAGCCUUGAGCUCCAAAUGCAACUACUCCUACUUCUUAACCCUUUGUUGUUCUCCUGCCUCGUUUCCUCUUAUUCCUUAUGGUUCAAGUUUGGAGUAAUGCCAUGGUGUUUCAAGUAUAUUGGAAAGGCCAUAAUCCUUGCCUUGGCCAAGGACUUCAAUUUGGUUCCGGUAUCAAUUUUGAUAACUUAUUGGAUCAGUACGAUACCGAUAUAUGUCUACUAACCUGUGUCAACUGAUAUCUUUGUAAAUUAUAUACAUGCCAUUAUCUUUGUAAUGAUCCAAUUGUAUCCAAAAUACUGGUUUUGAUA